AUGACGAACGAUGAGGAAAUCGAAACUUCAAUAAUCGAGGUUAAGAUAGCUCCAGAGCCACCAAUCCAAGAGACUUGGUCUAGUGUAUUCCUUCGUCAAGCCUCAGUCUAUGGUGUAGCUGCUGGCUAUUGCCUCUCAGCUUCUCUUCUCUCAAUCAUCAACAAAUGGGCUAUCAUGAAAUUCCCAUACCCCGGUGCCUUAACCGCUAUGCAGUACUUCACAAGUGCAGCUGGUGUUUUGCUCUGUGCUCAGAUGAAGCUUAUAGAGCAUGACUCUCUCAAUCUUUUGACAAUGUGGAGGUUUCUCCCCGCUGCUAUGAUCUUCUACUUGUCUCUUUUCACCAACAGUGAGCUUCUCCUCCACGCUAAUGUCGAUACUUUCAUCGUCUUUCGCUCUGCUGUUCCUAUCUUUGUUGCUAUUGGUGAAACCCUUUUCUUGCACGAGCCUUGGCCGUCUGUUAAGACGUGGGGAUCUUUGGCUACUAUCUUUGGUGGGAGUUUGAUUUAUGUGUUUACUGAUUAUCAGUUUACGAUCGCAGCUUAUAGCUGGGCUCUUGCGUAUCUGGUGAGUAUGACUAUAGACUUUGUUUACAUUAAGCAUGUGGUUAUGACGAUUGGGUUAAACACUUGGGGUCUUGUUCUCUACAAUAACCUUGAGGCUCUGCUUUUGUUUCCCCUUGAGCUGCUUAUAAUGGGAGAGUUGAAAAAGAUUAAGCACGAGAUCACUGAUGAGUCUGAUUGGUACUCGUUUCAAGUGCUUUUACCUGUGGGUUUAUCGUGUCUGUUCGGCUUGGCUAUCUCUUUCUUCGGGUUCUCUUGUCGCCGGGCUAUUUCUGCAACGGGUUUUACUGUUCUUGGAAUUGUGAACAAGCUGUUGACGGUUGUGAUUAAUUUGGUGGUGUGGGAUAAACAUUCUACGUUUGUUGGAACCUUAACACAAUAUGAUAGAUUUUUUUUAAUAAGAAUGAAGGAAGAACAUGAGUUUCGGCUCAAGAAAAGAUAA
This is a messenger RNA of Camelina sativa (false flax), 1002 nucleotides long. The record is from RefSeq and is a predicted model, not a curated record. NCBI's taxonomy places the organism in Eukaryota, Viridiplantae, Streptophyta, Magnoliopsida, Brassicales, Brassicaceae.